CUUGACGUCACGCGCGCGCCGCAACUUCUCCCAGAGCCUCUGAGGCGCGCUCUGCAGAGUCUUCUGGCGGUAACUGCUACUGAACGCGGCCUGCUCUCUGCCGACCGGUGACAUGCUGCAGAAGCCGAGGGGCCGCGGCCGGCCCAGCACGCAGGCUGAUCAGGAGCGGGACUGGGGAGGCGCUGGCGAGGAAGUACCCAGCACGUCCCGCGGCACGGGCGGCACCUCUCAGAGCUCCCGCGCUUCCCUGUCGGCCCCCACCGUGGGGCCGCGCACCCAGAAGCAGCUGGAGCUGAAGGUUGCCGAGCUGGUGCAGUUCCUGCUGAUCAAGGACCAGAAGAAGAUCCCGAUCAAGCGUACGGACAUCCUGAAGCACGUGGUGGGCGACUACCGGGACGUGUACCCCAACCUUAUGAAGCUGGCCGCCGAGCGCCUGCAGUACGUGUUCGGGUACAAGCUGGUGGAGCUGGAGCCCAAGAGCCACACCUACAUCCUCAUCAACAUGCUGGAGCCGGUGGAGGAGGAUGCUGAGGUGAGGGGCGAUCAGGGUACCCCCACCUCGGGCCUGCUUAUGAUAGUCCUGGGGCUUAUCUUCAUGAAAGGCAACACCAUCACUGAGACUGAGGUCUGGGACUUCCUGCGGCGACUCGGAGUGUACCCCACUAAGAAGCAUUUAAUUUUCGGCGACCCAAAGAAACUCAUUACCGAAGACUUUGUGCGGCAGCGCUACUUGGAGUACCGGCGGAUACCCCACACCGAUCCUGUGGACUAUGAAUUACAGUGGGGCCCGCGAACCAACCUGGAAACCAGCAAGAUGAAAGUUCUUAAGUUUGUGGCCAAAGUCCAUAAUCAGGACCCCAAAGACUGGCCUGCACAAUACUGCGAGGCUUUGGCGGAUGAGGAGAGUAGGGCUAGACCUGCAGCUGCUAGUGGCCCAGCCACAUCCUCUUGAACUAUUGAGUUGCAGUCUGAGGGACUCGGGAGAUCCAGUAUAAAAGAACCAGGGGAAAGGGGUUCGGAGGAAGCUUGAUUCUGCUAGGCAUAAAUGUCUUGGAGCGUUAGGAUGUGUUGGAGGGGUUUUUUCUUUGGUUGUUUUUAUUAUAGUUUGGAGCUCUAAAUUUUCAUUGCUAAAGAGAUGGAAGAAAUUUUUCAUUUAAUUGUCUAUUGUUUAUAAAGAGUUUUCUAGCUUUCUAAACCUAACUGGGAAAUUGUAGUACAAUGUCAAACAUAUUCAAAUUUACUUGGGUAAAUUGCUUUGAUGUUCUAGACGACAAAGAAACAGGGUAGCUAUUAUUUUAAUGACUAGUUCAUGGGGAAAAAUAAAAGUCUUUUUAAAAUUGAAAAUAAAAUUGUCUUAGCUUCUUAUCACAGCUUUAAAAAUACAUAUUCUGUAUGAGUGUGAGCGAUUGUAGUUUCAAGAAAU
Apodemus sylvaticus (European woodmouse) is the source of this 1423-nucleotide messenger RNA. It is a transcript of the gene Nsmce3, whose product is annotated as NSE3 homolog, SMC5-SMC6 complex component. Gene Ontology annotation, cellular component: nucleus. Gene Ontology annotation, biological process: negative regulation of transcription by RNA polymerase II. Lineage: Eukaryota; Metazoa; Chordata; Mammalia; Rodentia; Muridae. The transcript has a single exon. The coding region runs from base 113 to 952 and encodes 279 amino acids. The record is from RefSeq and is a predicted model, not a curated record.